AUCUAGGAGCCGCCACCGACCGGCCGCGUAGUCCUCGCCGUCACAGUUCCAUUCCACACCUACCGCUCCAGGAAAGAGUAGCUCGACGAGCAACCGAAUCCAUGGCGACGGCGCCGUGUCCUCUCCCUCACAGGUGUCUGUUCCUCCUCCACCUGGCCCUCCUCGCGUUCCUCUUGGCUGCGGCCCCGGCGGCCGAUGCGUGGACGGGGGAGAUCCGCGGCCGCGUUGUCUGUGACGUCUGCGCUGACUCUGCCAUCGGGCCGGAGGACCACAUCCUCGAAGGUGCCGAAGUUGCUGUCCUGUGCAUUACGAAAUCUGGUGAGGUCAUCAACUACCAGGCAUUCACAAACUCCAAGGGUAUCUAUAGUAUUGCAGAGACGAUGCCGGAGAGCGACCGGUGGGAGUCAUGCUUGGCAAGGCCCAUCAGCAGCUUCCACCACCAUUGCACCAGGAGGGGCGAUGCACACUCUGGGGUCAAGUUCACAUACAACAAACAGUCAGGGAACUCGCACAACGUCAAGACAUUCCUCUACAAGCCUGUGAAUGUUCCUCUCUACUGUAGCUAAAUGA
Molecule: messenger RNA, 570 nt
Organism: Lolium rigidum
Lineage: Eukaryota; Viridiplantae; Streptophyta; Magnoliopsida; Poales; Poaceae
Exons: 2
Coding region: 102-566 (154 amino acids)
Source: RefSeq, a predicted model, not a curated record